Molecule: messenger RNA, 576 nt
Organism: Dovyalis caffra
Lineage: Eukaryota; Viridiplantae; Streptophyta; Magnoliopsida; Malpighiales; Salicaceae
Source: the annotation of a GenBank genome assembly
AUGAUCAUCAGCGUCUCAUGGACCCUUGUCAACCUCACACCGCUUUUCCCAUCAGUGAUCAUCAAGAAGAUGAUGAGUGGGCUCACAACUGCUGUUGCAUCCAGUGCUUUGGAUGCAACAGCUGUUGCUUCGGCAAUCCGGUAUUCGGGGUUGGCAUCAGUUGGUUUGUCAGAACAGCUCAAUCACACACCCUACACCGAUGGAUUUGUGAUUCCAAGCUUGGGGAUAGAAGAUACAGAUCAAACUAAACCUGGUGCAUCAGAUUUAGAAAUUGUAAAAACUCCAUCUCCGAAGGCUAAAAUAGAAGAGAACAUUUACUUAGGACCUCACGGGGCCCCGCCUUCACAAUCAAAGCAGCAAGAAUUGAACUCUUCUGGCCGUAAACAGCGGUUCAAGCAGAAAUUGAAGGAAGCCGAUAAGAGGGUUAGCGGAACUGGGCGGGAGAAUAAGUUGGAGAACUUAAGAGAGCUAGUAGGUGGUGGAAAAGUGAGUGAAAAUAUGACGAAGGCUUCUUCUAGGGAUUGGCUAGAUCCACAUUGCCAUGAGUCGCAGUUUGAGAAGUGGUGUCAGCAAUGA